AUGUCGUCGCUCCGGAAAGGCCCCAAGAGGGUCAACACGCGCCCUACCAUCAGCGCGCCCAUCGCCGCCAAUGGUGCACCAGUGCCGAGAAGCACGGGAGGGAGCAUAGCCGUCAAUGCGCCGCCAGUCCCUCAAGCUCGGCCGCGCCCACCUCCUCAGGCAGGAGGCAAGACAUCCGACUAUGUCAAGCGCCGAUACUCUACGAGGUACAACCUGCCCGAUAAUUUCGAUGUCACCGCCGCACCGCCCAUGCCGUCUAUGCCGACGAUCGAUAAGUACGAGCCCUAUCGGAAGCCGGCACCAGCAUCAGAUGUCCCGAGAUCCAGGGGUGGGCCACCGGGCGGGGCCCCAGCCGUCAACGUCAAAGACUUGAGAGAUCCGAGAUUCAAGGCAGAGGAUUAUGUGAACAGGACCCUAGCGAAUGCGACGGACGACGAGCUGCGCGAGUUCGAGGAUCAGCUUCAGAAGCUGGAAGGCCGGGCCGCCGCCGACCUGCAACAGAAUGUGUACCAGAAUAGGACUCAGUUCAUCAAGAUCAGCAAAGAGGCAGAAACCCUAAAGGCGCAGAUGCGUGGCCUGAAAAAUCUCAUGUCGGAACUCAAGACAAAUACGACUGUGCUGCGGUCAGUGUCAUCUCGGAAUAAUGAUGACACGAACGGGCUGAAUGGUGGAUCGUUCUCAUCCGGCAUGAGCAAGAGAGACAAGCGCAGUUCAGUGGCGGACAGAACAGCAUUGUGGAAUUCACAACUCCAGGCCCUAUAUAAGAAUAUUGAAGGCUCGCAGAAAUUCUUGCCUAAUACGCCAGGUCGCCAUAUUAUCCAGAAUGCGGGCUCGUGGAUCGAGUUGGACAAUGCUACGUAUAAGUCUAGGCGCUCUAUCGCCAUCGUCCUGCUGAACGACCACUUACUCAUUGCUUCGCGUAAGAAGCGGAAGACUGAGGCCACAGACUCUCGAGGCCCGGCUGUCAAGCUGGUCGCUGAUAGGUGCUGGCAUCUGCUCGAUAUUGAGGUUGUGGAUAUGGCGGGAACACACGAGUCUUCUACCAGCAGGACGAAGCUUGCAGACGCCAUCAUGGUCCGCGGCGUAGGGCAGGAGUCCGUCAUUUACCGGACCGAGAAACCAGACGACCCGGACAAGCGAACACUUCUCCUGAACGUCCGUAAGGUGGUUGAGGACCUGCGAAGGAACAUCCAGUCUGAGAGGGAAGCGAAUAACAAGGCCAAGGAGACCAUUAAUUACUUCGCAUCUCGAGAUCCUGGUCUUUUGCAGAAGACGGAGCUCCUCGAGACGCUGUCGGAUAUCAAGGACAUGCUCAUCGAGGUGGAUGGGAAACAGCAGAACCUACGAUGGGUCGAGAGUCAAAUGGACGACCUCGACAUCGACAUCGCACUGCAGCGGAUCGAGCCAGCCGUAGGGCGAGUGGAGAAGCUAAAGGGUCUCGCCCGGAGCCUUAGAAACAACACCGUGGCGCAGGACUUUAUCGAGUUCAAGGUGGAGGAGCGAUGUUCUCGUCUAGCCGCUCUCGUCACACGAGAGCUCGUAAACUCCCACAACCUGCCCGGCAAGACCAAGCAACAUGUCAGCUGGCUGACCAGGCUUGGGUUCGAAGAUCGUGCACGAGAGGCGUACCUUGAGGCGAGAAGCCAGAUUAUUCAGAAGCGGUCCCGACAGUGCAUCUUCCAAGGAGACCUGCAUUCUUACAUCUGGCAGCUGUCUUUUGUCUACUUCACUAUUAUCAAGAACACGGUUAGCUGCUUUCAAGGAUGCUUUCCGCCGCCCAUGAUGAGUGCUUGCGUCAGGUGGGCCAAGGAGGAGGUCGAGGCGUUCAAUGUCAUCCUUGCGCGACAGCUCAGCAGCACAGAGAAGGGAACGGAGGCGUGGACAAAGUGUAUGGAGCGGGCUCAGGAGCAUGCGCAGAUGCUGUCUGAGGUUGGGCUUGACUUCCGCAAUCUUAUUGGGCAGGCACCUGUCGUCAACGCAGCUGACAGCGGGCCGAUUGGGUUGGGCUUGACUUGA
Cryphonectria parasitica EP155 is the source of this 2016-nucleotide messenger RNA. RefSeq lists its product as uncharacterized. Gene Ontology annotation, cellular component: exocyst. The transcript has 3 exons. NCBI's taxonomy places the organism in Eukaryota, Fungi, Ascomycota, Sordariomycetes, Diaporthales, Cryphonectriaceae. Gene Ontology annotation, biological process: exocytosis; intracellular protein localization; Golgi to plasma membrane transport. Bases 1 to 2016 code for a protein of 671 amino acids. The record is from RefSeq and is a predicted model, not a curated record.